Messenger RNA from Cyprinus carpio (common carp), 1526 nucleotides. It is a transcript of the gene pglyrp5, whose product is annotated as peptidoglycan recognition protein 5. NCBI's taxonomy places the organism in Eukaryota, Metazoa, Chordata, Actinopteri, Cypriniformes, Cyprinidae. Gene Ontology annotation, molecular function: zinc ion binding; N-acetylmuramoyl-L-alanine amidase activity. The record is from RefSeq and is a predicted model, not a curated record. The transcript is spliced from 5 exons. Bases 327 to 836 code for a protein of 169 amino acids. Gene Ontology annotation, biological process: peptidoglycan catabolic process.
UUCAGUCUGCUGACACGCAAAUCUUGAGCCCACAGAUUCCGAGUAUCCCUGGAAAGUUUGUAAAGCGUAAUUACAAAGUCAGGUCAAAUGUUUCUCAAACGUGAGAUACUUUGUAUGCAUUCUUUGCUACAUACAUGUCAGUCAUGAAAAUCUGCAUAGCUGUGAUUGCCACCGACAGCCUCGUGCCUCUUGGCUGAAUCACAGUAGAAACUAAUUUAUCACCAACAUGAGAAUAAUCACAAGCUUGCAGGUCAUGUCAACCACAUUCGCCGGGUUUGAAAGAAACGUUGAUCGAUGACGGACACACACCUGGAGAACCCGUGGAUAUGAACGCAGUGGCUGUAGUGAGUCGACGCGGAUGGAACGCCGUGGAAGCUCGGGACAGGACAGAGAUGAAGAAUCCCGCAAAGACAGUGAUCGUGCACCACACAGCGCUCCGGUACUGCGCGCAUUCGCGCGACAGCGUCUCUGAGCUCGCGCACAUCCAGCACAUGCACAUGCAAGAGAGGGGCUUCGACGAUAUCGGUUACAACUUUCUGAUCUCUGGAGACGGGACGGUGUAUGAAGGGCGAGGAUGGGGGAUUGUAGGGGCCCACGCAAAGGAACACAACUUCAGUUCUGUUGGCAUCGCAUUCAUGGGCAACUUCAACGAUGAAUUGCCCAGUUCUGUGUCGCUGUCUGCUCUGCUGAGACUGCUGCACAUUGGAGUGCUUCACGGUCAUGUGCAGCCCAAUUUUGUGCUUGUGGGACACAGAGACGUGGCAAAAACUGAGUGUCCAGGGAAAAAUUUAUAUGCUUUACUACCAAAACUAAGAGACCAAUUACAAAACCAGUGACCUCUUUUCUGCAUAAGUUGCAUUAAACCCCUGCUGUGUGUGUGUAGUAAUGUGUGAAAGUGAAAAUGUAUGAUAGGUUUAUUUUUGCUCUAAAAUGUUACAUUUUACAGUCUUGUGUGCCUUGUUAAAAUCCCUUGUCAAAAUAUCCUAAAGUAAUACUAAUGGAUAGACUUUUAUCAAAAUUUGGAACCAAUUCUACAGGACAUAUUUAAGAGCUGUCAAACAAGAUCCUACUGGAGGAGACAAAAAACACAAUCUGAAAAAUAGAAAAUUCUGUUUAUACAGAGGAUUCAUCUUGUUUGAUCCCUUUAAGAUGAAUAGAAAUUCUAAUAGAAAUCCCAUUAGCAGUCUUUAUUAUUUUUGAUGAGGGAUAGCCUGUUUUACAGAUGAUUUCUUUGAAGACUAGACUUAAAAUCUCCAAAAUCACAGUUAUGUCUAUCAUUUCUUCAUACCGAAAAACCUCACGUAGUUCAACUGGACUGUACAGUAAUGUGCAAUAAAUCAGUACUCAGGUGUGGCCAAUUAGGCGAGGGUGUCAAAUAUCCUAGAAAAUAAAAAGGUUUGCAAAUACACCUUUCUAUUUUUGACGCCUUUUUGUCCCAGUUACAUGUUGCAUCAGUGCCUUUUUAUGAGGUACAAUUAAUGAUCAUCUUUGUGUCUGUGAUUUUAUCAUUAAACUCAUAUUUAUUA